UUUUAAAAUGAUGGGAAAGUACGGACUGGACGCUUAGUUAUCCAACAACCUACCAUGAGGAAUCGUGGAUUAUUACGCUUUAUUUUUAUUUUCCUGUUCUAUAUCUUCAUUUGCAAUGUGUUACGAAUGCCUGAACACUGAUUACCACGACGUGCAAUGCUAACCGGUGUUCCGGAUGGUUGGAAGAAAGCUAGGGGCGGCCAAACCAAGACGUGGCAUCAGUGCUUGAAGUCACUAACUACUAGUCUGAGCCAUGUUGAAUCUACAUGCAACAUUUUUGAUGUAUGUUCAACUAACCCAUGCCAUUCAAAUGGAUAUUGCAUUUCUUAUGAAAACGGAGGAUUUCAUUGUCGAUGUUCACAAGGUUGGACGGGUGAUGAUUGUUCUGUAGAUGUUGAUGAAUGCCAUUUAAGUUCGACAAAUCCAUGUGAACAUAAUGGUGUUUGCAUUAAUUCACCUGGAGGUUAUCAGUGUUUAUGUCCACCUGGAUAUCAUGGAUCAAGAUGUGAGGAUGAAAUUUUAGAAUGCGCAUUAAAUCCCUGUAAACAUGAUGGAACAUGCAUAGAUUUAAUCAAUGGUUUUCAAUGCGUCUGUCCACUUGGUUAUGAAGGUUUAACCUGUGAAGAUGAAAUUAAUGAAUGUUCGUCUUCACCAUGUAAAAAUGGUGCACAAUGUGAAGAUCUAAUCAAUAAUUAUACAUGUCAUUGUUUACCUGGAUGGACUGGUUUACAUUGUGAAAAUCGUAUUAGACCAUGUGCUGCUAAUUCAUCAUUAUGUUUAAAUAAUGCUACAUGCUUAGAUUUAAUGACAACAAAUGAAAACAUUGAAAUGAUUAAUGAGUCAAAUGAUCUUUUUGUAUGUCUUUGUCCUGAAGGUUUUCAUGGCAAGUUAUGUGAAACAAAAAUAAUUAAUAAUUAUUGUACGGAGAUUGUCUGUCAAAAUGGUGGACAAUGCAAUAUAUUAGACAAUGGUAAAGAAUAUUGUACAUGUUUGAAAAAUUAUCACGGAUUAUACUGUGAAGUAGAAGAGAAUCAAGAAGAACAAAAUACAGAAUUAUUCCGAAUAGAAAAAGACCAAAUUGAAAUGGAGACAUUUAAUUGUUUCAAAACACCAUGUUUCAAUAAUGGUACUUGUCAUGUACUUGGUGGCAUCAGUAACUCCUCGACCAUAACAAUCACUAAUACAACAGUUAAUAGUAAUAGUAAUAGUGGUAGUACAUUUUGCCACUGUAAACCUGGUUUCUCUGGUCAUUACUGUGAAAACAUACAAGACUAUUGUCAACAUUCACCAUGUCAAAAUGGGGGAGUAUGCAUGUUAAAAAACGGUGAUAAUAAUAACAAUACUAUUAAUUAUUUGAAUGUUGUAAUAGCUGAAUCGAAUUACACUUGUAUGUGUCAACCUGGAUAUUCAGGAAAACAUUGUGAAAUUAAUAUAUUCGACUGUUUCAAUCAACCUUGCGGAUCCUACGGAAUCUGUAGAGAUGAAAUUAAUGGUUAUCAUUGUGAAUGUUUAAAAGGAUGGGAAGGAUUACAUUGUGAUAAAAAAUCAUUGUCAACAAAACUGGUUACAUAUGAAAAAAAUACUGGAUCUAAUUCAAUGUUGAUGUUGAUGAACAGUAAUUCACAAGAAAUUCACUUCAACCUUAGCAGAUUAUGUCCUAAAAACUAUUAUUGUGCUAACUCAGCUCUUUGCAUUUUCACUAAUGAUGAUACAUCUUCAUUUAUGUUGAAUAAUUUGAACAUUGCAAGUGAAUAUAAAUGUCUUUGUGAGACAGCAAUUGGUCGAUUCGAAGGUAAUUAUUGUGACAUUGACGUGAAUGAAUGUUUCGAGUCUGAAGAAAAACAGUCAUCAUUAUGUCAAAAUGGUGGACAAUGUAUAAAUACCUAUGGAUCGUAUAUAUGUAGUUGUACAACAGAGUAUUAUGGUAAACAUUGCGAAUAUUCAUUUAAUCCAUGUAACUUUGACAAUACAUCAAUCUGUUUCAAUGGAGGGAUAUGCUUACCAUCAUCAGAUGGUAUAGGCACGUUAUGUGUUUGCCCAAAAGGAUUUACUGGACCUCAAUGUAGAGAACAGAUAAAUGAGUGUACUGGUCACCAUUCAUGUGUAAAUGAUGGAAUAUGUUUAGAUUUGGUUGGAAAGUAUCAUUGUUUAUGUCCAAUUGGUACAUAUGGAAUGAAUUGUGAAUUCACUUCUAAACAAAUUUGUACUAAUCAAUCGUGUAGUGAUAAUGUAAACGUAAGAAACUGUACAACAAAUCUUUGUUUAAAUGGAGGCUCGUGUAUAAAUUAUUAUACUACCAACAACGGCAGUGUCCAAAGAGAUAACCAACACCACAAAUAUCUUCGUAUUCUUGAACAGAACAAUUUUUUGGAAUCGCAAUUACCUCAUUGUUCUUGCCCAUUCGGUUAUAUUGGUGAAUAUUGUCAGAUAGAAUUAGAUUUUUGUCAACUUUUUCAUCAUAUUAAACACUACUUCUUUAAUUAUUUUAAACAACUUAAAGAAAUUGAAGAUUAUUUUCGCAAAAAUGUAACCAUUUCAAGUUAUCAUAUCAAUGAUUGGUUAAUUUCAUCGUCCUUAUCAUCACUAUAUCAUACAUGGUAUGAGAUAAACUUGUUAUAUUCUACAUUCGUAAUAAAUUAUACAUAUUCUCGGUUACUGAAUGACACUCAUAUAAGAAAGAUUUUAUCAACAGGAAAUUUAUUCAUAAACGAUUCUCUCGUAGACAGAAAAAGCACUCUAUCUGAUUCAACUUUAUUUAUGAUAGCUUCACCAAUGGGUUUAUGUGAUCCUAUUGGAAGUUCUCAAUGUGUUCCAUUAUUAUCUUCUGUGAGUGAUGGUUUACGAAGUGAUAGUGGUGGGUUUACAUGCAUCUGUCAUGUAGAUUAUGAAGGUAGAUAUUGUGAGAAAUAUGUUGACUUUUGUGAUAAAAUGAACAAACAAUACAAUGGGAAUUAUUGCUUAAAUGGAGGUUGGUGUGAAAAUCAAAUCAAACAAAUCACACCAAACUAUAAUAGUGAUCAUAAUAAUUAUAACAAUGCACAUCGUCAUCGAAUAUUCCCUAUUUGCCACUGUCCAUCAGGUUUUGGUGGAGAAAGAUGUGAAGUUUAUCAUGAAUUAUGCAGUCAUUCACCAUGUCUUCAUGGUGGUAUAUGUCAUCCGACUAAACAACAAGUAUCACAGUUACAACUAAAAGAAAUUAAAUUUAGUCCCACAGUUUCUGGAAAUAAUUCUUCAUCUUACUUUAUUCCACCGUACAGAUGUGAAUGCUUAUUUGGUUGGUCUGGAAUACACUGUGAAGUUAGUACUGGAUUAUAUUGUGAUGUAUCGAGAUUAUGUAUGGAUUAUACAAAUUGUAAUGAUUCUUUGACAUUUAAUUGUCCAUGUACAAAACCAGGUUAUUGUGGCUUAAACUGCGACAAAUAUGGUACUGAAUGCUUCGCGUUCACAAACGAAAGUAGUAGUAUAGCUAAUGAAAUUACAACUGAUCUGCCCAUUGCUACCACUGUCUUUACUACUACCACUACUAUCAGUAGUACGAAUAUAGUUACCUCGAAUAGUAUCAAGAAACAUAAAACAAUGAGUAGUGUUACAUCAUGGCCAGGUGAAGAGACUGAAUUAUCUUAUUGUCUACGUGAAAACUGCCAAUUAAAAAAACAUAAUGGUCGGUGUGAUCGUGAAUGUGAUUUGAUUGCUUGUGAUUUUGAUCAUGGAGAUUGUUUAUAUGCGUUGUCUGUACCAUUGGAUCCUCUAUCAUAUAUUGAACCCCUCGAAAGUAAUGAUAUUAGUAAUCAUGGUGAUAAUAAUACAACUCAUUACGUGAGUUUUGUACAAGAUAUCCAACAACAUCCAGAACCCGCCAUACCAUGGCGAAGUUGUUCAGUGUUAAUUGAACAUACUGAACAUACACCAUGUCAUUUAUUAUUUGGUGAUGGAAAUUGCGAUCCUCAAUGUUUCAGAGAAGAAUGUUUAUUUGAUGGCUGGGAUUGUAUACAAACAAAAUUUGACGUUAAUUUGACGAAAGAAAACUGCUCCGAAUCAUCAUGUCAAGAUUAUUAUAUUACUAAAACAAUGGAAUGUAACCAAAAUGAUGGGGAUAAUUGUACAUUAAAUGAUGAUCUCAAAAAUAUCACAUUUUACAUGAAUUUACCUAUCAUAAAUGACAAUAAUAAUAAUAUUACGAAUAUGUCAUCUAGUAGUAGACAUUACACCAAUCAUAUUGUACCAGGAAGCUUAGUUCUAUUGAUUAAUUCUACUCCAGAAGAAUUGAUAACAAUACAUUCUGAAAAAUUAUCACUGCUGACUUUAUUAAACACAAUUUUACAUUUAGAAGUAGAAAUUGAACAUCAUCCAAAGACUGGUAACUUAAUGAUCUAUCCAGUAGUGUAUAUUACUAAUUAUACAGAUGACAAUUAUGAAAAUUCGUUAUUUAGAACAAUACAACUGAAAAAUAGUAACUUAUUGACAUCUGAACAAGUGAAUACAAAGUCAGGUGGGAUUCGUUCACGAUAUUCACGUCAUGUGAAUAUGAAAUCAUCAUUGUCGGAUAAACAAUUAAUGUUUGAUCAAAAUGAACAAAAAAAGAGAAUUUAUCAGAAAGAAAGUAUGGGAAGUCAAGUUUAUUUACAGCUGAAUUCAAAAAAAUGCGAUGAAACCGGUGGACCUUGUUUUCAUAAUGUGGACUUUGCAGCACAAUUUCUUACAGCCUAUAUGCAUACUCAUAAUCAUAAUUUAUUACAAACUAUUCUUACUGUACAAUCAAUUCGACCUGAUACAUCAUCAACAUCGUUAUUUGAAGAGGAAAAACGAAUUCGUUAUAAAAUUAUGGAUAUAUCAAUAUAUAUCACAUCAUUAUUAAUUUGUAUAUUAUUUUUAGUAUUUUUAUUCGGUGUAUUAUUUACUGUGAAUCAUUUUCAACGUCAACGUGCCAAUUAUCAUUUACGUUCAACUGGAUCAUUUCAUACUAGUGGACGUUUAGGACAAAAAAUGAUUAAAAAAGUUCUUAAAGCAAAAGUUUGGUAUCCAAGUCCUGGCCUAGUCCGUAAUUCACGAAUAGUUCACAAUUCACCCAAUAAUUAUAACAAACCUUCAAAAUUCACUAAUGAUCCUACUAAGUAUUUAUCAUUAAAGCUACCAACGCUGGAACAACAGUCAAUAACUACAACAACAACUACUACUUCAUAUGACGAACAAACAAAUGAUGUAAACAUUAAAAAUAAAUCUGUUAGUGAAUUAGAGAAAUGUUUAGAUAUGCUGCAAGGUAGAGCUUAUGAUACUACAUUGUCUUGUGCAAUGACAAUUGAUAAUAAAAAUUCCAUUUCACUAACACCAUCUUCACCUUGUUCACACAAUCAUUAUGACGUUAACAAAACAUCUGAUUUCGGUGAUAUGAAUACUAAAUUUACACAUAAUCAUAUUCCUUCGGCUCUAAUUAAAUAUACUACUACACAUACAUUUACAAUGCCAGUUUCAUGUAUUUCACAAAAUUAUCUCUGUAAUUCAUCAUCACUAUCCUCAACAGAACACCAACAAAAUCAACGACAGCAUUAUUCAUUUAUCCCGAUGUUAGAAUCCACUGAAUACGAUCAUAGUGGCAGUCCAAGUAAUAGUACAAUGACAACUGCUAUAAAUAUGAAUAGAACAAAUAAUUUCAAUGAUUUCGAUUGUCAACAAAGUGAAAAUACUGACAGUUUUAAUAAUAACAGUAAUAAUUUCCAAACUAUGCAAGAAUUAUGUCAAUUUUUAAGUUCCAUUACACAAUCAGAACUGAAUAGUUUUCAGAAAAUCCUACAAAAGACCAUACUUGAUUACUAUGGUUCAAAGGAACUAUUAGAGAUGAAUAGUUAUGAGCGAUAUCAACAGAAGCAACAACAACGGCUAUGUACGACAUUUUCCGGAUUACCAAAUCCAGCUUUAAACUCCGAAAUCAAUAAUUCUGAUUUUAAUAUAGUCUGUCAUCUUCUUACUCAAAAUGAUGAAUCAAACACGAUGCGAACGAUGCUGCAUAAUUCUGUGGACUCAAUGAUUUCUUGGCAAAUGAUAUACAAUUCUACCCAUUUGCAUCGUCUACUGAAUCUUCGGAUUCCAGACACCGGUGAAACAUUGCUUCAUAUAUCUGCAAGAUUUAAUCAAGAUAAAGCUAUCUACAAUCUUCUAAACGCUGGAGCGGAUUUUUCUACUGUUGAUAAUCAAGGUCGUACAGCACUUUACACUGCAGUUAGUGUAAGUGCUAUUGAAUCAGUUCAAGCAAUUCUCAGUCAUCCAACAUCGGGUUUAAGUCCAUUCUGUUAUUUACCAAAUACAUUACAAGAUUCUACAACACCACUUAUACAAGCAAUUAAAUUAGGAGAUACUGACAUAUUCAAUAUGCUUUUACAUGCAAUGAAUGUAUUAGUUUGUGCAUUGACAAAGACUAAUAUUUCACGUGGUCAAGAAUAUACAAGUUAUGAUAUAGUUGGAACAUCAACGGAUUUACUUCAUAUUCAAUCUACAUCAUCAUCAUUAUCAACUGGAGCAGUAGCAUCAUCAUCUCCACCAAUAGUGAUCACUACACCAACAGUCAGCGGUGGCGUAGAACUUAACUACGAAGAGAAUACUCUAAAUUUUCUUGAUAUUAACACUUCAGAUAGUUUAGGACGUACAGCGUUACAUUGGGCAGCUGUAACAGAUCAAUCGGAUAUCAUUCAUAGUUUGUGUAAUUCUGGUGCAACUGUAGACGCACAAACAUUACAUGAAGAAACUCCAUUAGCAUUGGCAUGUAGAGAAGGUGCUAUGAAAAGUUGUCGUUUAUUGUUGCUAACUGGAGCUAAUUUAAAUUUGGCCGAUUAUUUAGACCGUACACCGAGAGAUUUAGCUUAUUUAGGUGGACAUUAUGAGAUUGUUAAUUUAUUAGAUGAAUAUACCGCCAAUUCAAAUACUGAAUAUUGUACAAGUGGAAAUCUAAACAAAUUAACUAAAAGCAUGAUUUAUUCACUUCGAAAACAUUGA
Messenger RNA from Schistosoma mattheei, 6984 nucleotides. The record is from the annotation of a GenBank genome assembly. Lineage: Eukaryota; Metazoa; Platyhelminthes; Trematoda; Strigeidida; Schistosomatidae.